Molecule: messenger RNA, 2585 nt
Organism: Erythranthe guttata (spotted monkey flower)
Lineage: Eukaryota; Viridiplantae; Streptophyta; Magnoliopsida; Lamiales; Phrymaceae
Gene: ABCG9
Product: ABC-2 type transporter family protein
Biological process (GO): transmembrane transport
Cellular component (GO): plasma membrane
Molecular function (GO): ABC-type transporter activity; ATP binding; ATP hydrolysis activity
Source: RefSeq, a predicted model, not a curated record
UAAUUUGCCAUUUCUCUCUUAUAUAUAUAUAUGAUUCCCAGUUCUGAAACCAACUCUCUGUAGAAAUCAAGAAAUACACACAUAUAUAUGUAUAUAUGUAUACGUAGAGAGAGAGAGAGAAAGAGGAGAUAAACAAACAAACCGCACAAUAAAAGGUGGCCGGAAAAAGGUGAAAAUCGCCACCGCUAACCGCCGCCUCUCAUCUCUCCCGCGUGACAUAUUACCAUACGUAACAGACCCACUCAGAUUUCAUAAACCCAAAUCCCUAAAAUCUUCAUUUAUACCCCACUUUUGACUUCUCUCUCUCUCUCUCUCUCAUCUCUCUCUCUCUCUCUAGAGAUAAGAAAAUUCAAUUAAAUAAAUAAAUAAGUCAUUUAUUGAUUGUUUUGUGUAUUUAUACGUGGAGGUGAAGGGGUGAGAGAUUUUCACAGAGGGGGUGUCGAUUGAUUUGAUUAAUAUUUUCUUUUUUUAUAAAUAUAUUUGCAUCGGAUUAAUCAGUUGUUAGCGCGGCGGCGGUGCGGCGGAGAUGGGGACGGAAAUGGUGGACCUGGAGGAGCAGAUUCAGGCCGUCGCUACCACCGGAGAAAAUACUGCGGCGGCCAUUUUCAAGAAAGCCAAUCUUCCUGUCACACUCAAGUUCGAUGAAGUUGUAUACAAGAUCAAGAUCAACAACGGCGGCUGCCUGAAGAAACCCACAACGAAAACCGAAGAGAAAUCAAUCCUAAGAGGAAUCUCCGGCGCGGUCCACCCCGGCGAGAUGCUCGCAAUGCUGGGGCCCUCCGGCAGCGGCAAGACGACGCUCCUCACCGCCCUCGGUGGCCGUCUCGGCGGCCGCCUCGGCGGAAGCAUCACCUACAACGGCAAGCCCUUCUCGAACGCAAUGAAGCGCAACACGGGGUUCGUGACGCAAGACGACGUGCUCUACCCCCACCUCACGGUCACCGAAACCCUAGUCUACACCGCCCUCCUCCGCCUCCCGAAAACCCUAACCAAGCAGGAGAAGUCCCGCCACGCGGAGGCGGUGAUCGAGCAGCUCGGCCUCUCGCGGUGCCGGAACAGCAUCAUCGGGGAUCAUUUUCUCCGGGGAGUCUCCGGCGGCGAGAGGAAGCGCGUCAGCAUCGGGCAAGAAAUGCUGAUUAAUCCGAGCUUGUUGUUCUUGGACGAACCGACUUCCGGGCUCGACUCGACGACCGCUCAGAAGAUCGUGUCCACUCUGUGGGAGCUCGCGAACGGCGGCAGAACGGUGGUGAUGACGAUUCAUCAGCCUUCGAGCAGGCUUUAUUACAUGUUUCAUAAGGUGCUUUUGCUUUCGGAAGGGAACCCGUUGUUUUUCGGUAAGGGAUGCGACGCGUUGGACUAUUUUGCUAGCGUCGGUUUCGCUCCGUCGGUUGCUAUGAACCCGGCCGAUUUCCUCCUAGAUCUUGCAAACGGAGUUUCGACGGCCGAUUCGCACGAGGAUCAAACGGCCGUCAAGCAAACACUGGUUUCAGCCUACAAAGCAAAUCUUUCGGAGAGUGUGAAAUCGGAACUUGCAAAUGAAAUUCAAAUCCAUUUGCCGACGGAUAGUAAGCAGUUCGGGCGAUGGUCAAACACUUGGUGGGACCAAUUCUCGGUUCUUUUCCGACGAGGAAUCAAAGAACGCAAGCACGAGUCUUUCUCCGCGCUCAAAAUCAUUCAAGUUUUAGUCGUCGCUAUCCUUUCAGGGCUCCUAUGGUGGCAAUCUGAUAUCAGCCAUUUACAAGAUCAGGUGGGGCUGUUCUUCUUCGCGAACGGUUUCUGGGGUUUCUACCCCCUCUUCCAAGCCAUCUUCACCUUCCCGCAAGAGCGUUUAAUGCUGGCGAAGGAACGAUCCUCCGGGAUGUACCGCCUCUCGUCGUACUUCAUGGCGCUAACCCUAGGCGAUCUUCCGAUGGAGCUCGUCCUCCCGACCGUCUUCUUCACCAUCACAUACUGGAUGGCGGGCCUCAAGCCGGCCGCCGGGCCUUUCUUCUCGGGCCUGUUCGUGCUCCUCUACAGCGUCCUCUGCGCGCAGGGGCUGGGCCUCGCCAUCGGCGCCGCCGUGAUGGAUAUGAAGGCCGCCACCGUGCUCGGGUCGGUGAUCAUGCUGACUUUCUUGCUCGCGAGUGGGUACUACGUGCAGCACGUGCCGGUUUUCAUCGGAUGGAUAAAGUACUUGUCGAUCAGCCAGUAUGCUUUUAAGCUGCUUCUUGGGACGCAGUACAGUGUUGGGGAGACGUACCCCUGCGGCGGCGGCGGGCGGAGGUGUCUGGUUGAGGAUUUUCCGGCGGUGAAGGCGGUGGGGUUGGAUGGGCAGGUGGUUUCCGCGGUGGCGCUUGCGUUGAUGAUUGUUGGGUACCGGCUGAUUGCUUACGUGGCGCUCAUGAGAAUUGGGGUUAUUAAGAAAUAGAAUAUAUUUGUUUUUUUUUUUUUUUUUUUUUUUUUUAAUGUCAAACAGUUGACUGUAUGGUGUUAGAAUUUGAGAUUUAUGGUAAUACUUUUAAUAUUUUAAUUUUGGUUUAGUAUUUUUAGUUAAUGUUGUUCAUGGUCAAGGAAAUUAAAUCAUGGUUGAUUAGUUAGAUGGAUAU